Spodoptera exigua (beet armyworm) is the source of this 2097-nucleotide messenger RNA. The record is from the annotation of a GenBank genome assembly. Lineage: Eukaryota; Metazoa; Arthropoda; Insecta; Lepidoptera; Noctuidae.
AGUAACUGAAAAUGCGGUUGUUAGCGCUGAUAGUGUUAGCUGCGGCGGCAGUGAAUGUGUCCUGCGUGGACAUGUGGUUCAAGUCUGCCGUUGUCUACCAAAUCUACCCGCGCUCCUUCAUGGACAGCAAUGGUGACGGUAUCGGAGACUUAACUGGAAUCAAAAACAAACUGCCGUACCUACAAGACCUAGGCGUGGAUGCUAUCUGGUUGUCUCCCAUCUACAAGUCUCCGAUGUAUGACUUUGGCUACGACAUUGCCGACUAUAAGUCCAUUGCGACAGAGUACGGUACUAUGGAUGACUUCGAUGCUCUCAUGGCCGAAGCUAAAAGAUUGGGUGUCCGCGUAGUCUUGGAUUACGUGCCCAACCACACGAGUAACGAAAGCGAAUGGUUCCAAAACUCCAUUAAUAAAGUCGGCAACUACUCUGAAUACUACAUUUGGGCUGAUGGCAUACCUGACGCAAAUAAUCAAAGCAUUCUCCACCCACCUAGCAACUGGCUCAGUGUAUUCCGGAACAGUGCGUGGGAGUACAAUGCUAAACGGAACCAGUUCUAUCUGCAUCAGUUCGUCAUCGGACAGCCGGAUAUCAACUAUCGCUCACCCUUAUUACGUGAAGAGAUGAAAGAAGUGCUUCGAUUCUGGUUGAGAAAGGGAGUUUCGGGUUUUCGUGUUGACGCCGUUAACAUGCUGUUUGAAGUGGACCCCGCUGAUUUCAACAAUAAGUAUCCUGAUGAACCUGUCUCAAACACCACAUCGGACCCUAACGACUACGGCUACCUCCUGCAUCCGUACACCAAGGAUUUGAAUGAGACAUAUUAUGUGGUGUACGACUGGAGAGAUGUUCUCGACGAGUUCGCUCAAAAUGAAUCAAAGAUCAUGAUGACGGAGGCCUACACUGACAUGGACCUGAUGAUGCGCUACUACGGAGAAGGAUCCCGCGACGGAUCCAUUCCAUUCAACUUCAUCUUCCUUGGAGAACUGAACGGACAGUCAACUGCCAAUAACAUGCAAACUGUCAUCGAAAAGUGGCUGUCGAAUAUGCCAUCAGGAAAGAUCGCUAACUGGGUGAAUGGCAACCACGACAACACCCGAAUGGCUUCAAAACACGGCGUGAAGAGAGUGGAUGCUAUGAACAUGCUGGCCCUCAUUCUCCCAGGAGUCACCAUCACAUACCAGGGCGAAGAGCUUGGAAUGACAGACGGAAACAUUAGCUGGGUGGACACGAAGGACCCCCAAGCGUGCAACACGGAGGACCCCAUCAACUACUGGAAGAGCAGCCGAGACCCCGCGCGGACCCCCUUCCACUGGGACGCGACCGCCAACGCGGGCUUCUCCACCGCCAGCUCCACCUGGCUGCCUGUCGCCGACAACUACAAGACUGUCAACGUCGCCGUCGAGAAGGCGGCCACUAAGAGUCACUACAAGUUCUACAAAGAUGUGGUAGCCCUAAAACACAGCGCCGCAGUUGCCUCCGGUUCCUUGGGGACACACGCAUUGUCCAGUGAUGUGCUGGUCGUUACCAGAGUCCCGACAAGUUCAAGUGACCCUACGGUCGUGGCGAUAUUGAACCUGGCGUCAAGUUCCACCACUUUGGACUUGUCUUCCAUAGCCGGGGUGCCAGCGACUAUGCGCGUCGUUGCGUCAGGUGUCGACUGCGCGCUCAAUAAAGAUGUGCAAGUACAGAGAAACAGUGUGACCGUUUCUGGCAACUGCGCCAUGGUACUACAGACCAACACUGAUUCAGGUUCUGGAGGCAACGGAAACGGAACUGACACUGGUGGUAACGGAAACGGAACCACCCCUGGUGGCAGUGCCACAAGAUUUACAGUCCCAUUAUUCUUGUAUAGCAUCAUAUCAGUAAUUUUAUUUCUACAGUAAUUGAAUAAAUCACUCAUGAAGCCUUUACUUGUGUUCUAGUAAAGUUUUAUAUUUUUUUGUCGAUGUUGAAAUUGUUUUUUAUGAACCACCCUGACACAUAUAGAAAAAUGUGUUCUAUUAUAUAUAAGGUUGUAAAUGCUGAUUUGCUAGAACACAGGUCCAAGCAAGACAUUAUUUGUACUGUGCCUUAUACCAUUGCACUUCAGUAAUGAAGGAU